AUGGUUCAAGCACGUUUAGUAGCCAUUUCUUUGGCGCUGGCCAGCUUAGCUUCUUCCCAGUGUCCCUACGCCGACCCGGGACGCCUUGCUGCAAGGACUGAAGGCCGUCCCGACUCUCGCGAACACCUCAAAGGCUACGAAGUUGACGAUGGUGAUGUGUUCCUUACUUCUGAUGUGGGCGGUCCUAUUGAGGACCAGAACAGCCUAAAGGCUGGAGAGCGCGGUCCAACUUUGCUGGAGGACUUCGUAUUCCGGCAAAAAAUAACGCACUUUGACCACGAAAGAGUUCCUGAACGAGCAGUCCAUGCUCGAGGCGCCGGCGCCCAUGGAACGUUUACCAGCUACGGGGACUUUAGCAACAUCACUGCUGCGUCGUUUUUGGGGGCCAAGGAUAAGCAGACACCGGUAUUUGUCCGCUUCUCUACUGUCGCCGGCUCCAGGGGUAGUGCGGACACUGCUCGUGAUGUUCACGGAUUCGCAGUCAGACUCUACACCGACGAGGGCAACUUUGACAUUGUCGGGAACAACGUCCCGGUUUUCUUCAUCCAAGAUGCAAUCCAGUUCCCUGAUCUCGUUCACUCGGUCAAGCCGCGAUCGGACAACGAGAUUCCACAGGCGGCCACUGCCCACGACACGGCAUGGGACUUCUUCUCCCAGGAAACCUCUACUCUCCAUACCUUGUUCUGGGCCAUGGCUGGUUAUGGAAUUCCUAGAAGUUUUCGCCACAUGGACGGCCACGGCGUCCACACCUUUCGACUCGUGAAUGAGAAUGGUGACACUAAGCUUGUAAAAUGGCACUGGAAAACUAAGCAGGGCAAAGCCAGCAUGGUCUGGGACGAGGCGCAGCACGUUGCUGGCAAGAACGCCGAUUUCCACAGACAGGAUCUCUUUGAUGCCAUUGCGUCUGGCAACUUCCCCGAGUGGGAACUCAAUAUCCAGAUGAUCAAUGAGGAUCAGGCUCUUGCCUUUGGCUUCGAUGUUCUUGACCCUACCAAGAUUAUCCCUGAGGAGCUUGCUCCCCUGCGGCCUCUCGGCAUUCUCAGACUCGAUGCUAAUCCGGCGAAUUACUUUGCUGAGACGGAGCAAAUUAUGUAUCAACCUGGACACAUUGUGCGAGGUGUUGAUUUCACAGACGAUCCUUUGCUGCAAGGUCGUAUUUUCUCCUAUCUGGAUACUCAGCUUAACAGACACGGCGGUCCCAACUUUGAACAGCUUCCCAUCAACAGACCCGUUGUUCCUAUCCACAACAACAACAGAGAUGGUGCUGCGCAGAACUUGAUUCACAAGAACACUGCUCCUUAUAUUCCCAACUCGAUGAACAAGGGAUUCCCCAAGCAGGCCAACCGGACUCAAGGCAAAGGCUUCUUCACCGCUCCCGGCCGCCAAGUUUCUGGUGCUCUCGAGAGACGCCGAAGCAGCACUUUCCAGGACCACUGGAGCCAGCCUCGACUGUUCUUCAACUCCAUCACCCCCAUUGAACAGCAAUUCCUCGUUGACGCCAUCCGGUUUGAGACAAGCGGGCUCACUCGAGAAGUGCAGCAGAACGUCAUGGUGCAACUCAACAGGAUCAGCCACGACAUCGCCGUCCGCGUUGGCAAAACGCUGGGUCUUGAGGCCCCGGCCCCCGACGACACGUACUAUCACGACAACACGACCCAGGGCCUCUCCAUCUUUGGCCAGGAACUGCCCACCAUUGCUACCCUCCGCGUCGGCGUCUUGGUCUCGACCGAGUCGAGCGACUCUCUCACUCAGGCGAACUCUCUCAAGGAGCAAUUCAGCGCCAGCAAGGUCACUGUCGUGACUGUCGGCGAGUCUCGUGUUGACGGCAUUGACCAGACGUACACUAGCGCCGAGGCGGUUGGUUUCGACGGCAUUAUCGUGACCGACGGCGCGGAGAAGCUGUUUGAUCCUAAGAACAAGUCUACGCUUUUCCCGCCCGGCCGCCCCCUCCAGAUCGUCGUGGAUGGGUACAACUGGGGUAAGCCGGUUGGGUUCUUGGGUAAGGCAAAGGACGUUGUAGGGGCUGCUGGAGCCAGCGAGGGUGCUGGCGUGUUCAUCAAGGACGGCCCUGCGGAUAUCGUGGAGGAGUUUAAGAAGGGUCUUGCCACGUUUAAGUUUACGGAUCGGUUUGCGCAGGAUGGACAAUGA
Messenger RNA from Metarhizium brunneum ARSEF 3297, 2148 nucleotides. RefSeq names its product Catalase-3 (gene cat-3). The record is from RefSeq and is a predicted model, not a curated record. Gene Ontology annotation, cellular component: cytosol. Gene Ontology annotation, molecular function: catalase activity; heme binding. Gene Ontology annotation, biological process: response to oxidative stress; hydrogen peroxide catabolic process. NCBI's taxonomy places the organism in Eukaryota, Fungi, Ascomycota, Sordariomycetes, Hypocreales, Clavicipitaceae.